Messenger RNA from Pocillopora damicornis (cauliflower coral), 1184 nucleotides. RefSeq names its product adenosine receptor A2a-like. NCBI's taxonomy places the organism in Eukaryota, Metazoa, Cnidaria, Anthozoa, Scleractinia, Pocilloporidae. Gene Ontology annotation, cellular component: plasma membrane. The record is from RefSeq and is a predicted model, not a curated record. Gene Ontology annotation, biological process: G protein-coupled receptor signaling pathway. Gene Ontology annotation, molecular function: G protein-coupled receptor activity.
UAACGUGGAUCCAGAGGUUUUCUCCACAAAAUCAUCGAACAAAAAAAGCUAAGUCAUUUUUACUUUCUUUCUCUCUCAAAAUCACAGACAUCAAUUCACAAAAGGACUCACAAUGGACUUCAACCAAUGGAAUAUUAUUUGGAGUAUCUGCUUUGGAGCAAUUGCCUUCAUGAUAAUUAUUGGAAACUGUCUCUCCAUCAUAAUCCUUCUCAAGCGCAGGCUUCGCAAACGUCCGCAUUACUUGCUGAUAAGUUUAGCCAUUGCGGACCUGUUGGUUGGUGUUUUUGCAAUGCCUAUUUACAUGAUCAUCGUGAUGUCUGGAAAAAAAUUUGUUACAGUGCUUGUUUUUGAUUGUGUGGACAUGUUCACUGGAUUUUCCUCGGUGUUUACCUUGGUUUUAAUUUCCAUGGAAAGACUGAGUGCAAUCGCGCAACCUUUGCGCCAUCGACUGCUUACCUCACGAAGUUACAUCUUUGCGCUGAUAACACCGUGGAUCCUGGCAGUAGCAGUGACGUCUUCUCGCCUGCUGCUACAGUUAGCCAUCAUAACAAAACAGCAGUUCCUGUGCAUUAUUAUCUUGAGUUUAUCGACCCCACUGUUCCUGUUGUGUCUGGCUUAUUGCAUCAUUAUGCAUAAGGAAGCCUUACGACCACAACUAGGUUUCAGAGCAAGGAGCGAAGCCAGGCUGUCUAAGACAGUGUGCCUAAUAACCGGCAUGUUUAUAUUAACGUGGAUGCCAUUCCAAGUAUUGGUCAUCGUUAUUCAUAAAUGCACUGUAUGUAGCAAAAGCGUACCUGUGUCAGUGGUAUUCUUAAUUAAGCUUCUGCAGUUCAGCAAUUCGGUCGUUAAUUUCUUCAUAUAUUGUCUUCGAAUGCCAGUGUAUCGAAGGGCAUUGUCUGCAUUGUUUCGGAGCUGCAAUUGCUUUGUUUCCCAAACUCAAGUGCACCCUUUCUUUCGGCAUCAAAACACUAAUGUCACAAUAAUUUCCCUCUCGAGUUCGGUGUCUGUAAACCGCUGCAGGCAAGGACAAAGUGAAAACUCAGAAAGUAUAAUGGAUACGCAAAUCAAUCAGAUAUAAAUCUGUCUCGUUCGCAUUGAAUUUUAAGCUUAAAGAGCAAAUUCAAAGUGUACUCUCCCAAACGAUUGACAUUGCGUUUUUGAAAAUUUGAAAUAACUGCUUAAUU